This is a messenger RNA of Coturnix japonica (Japanese quail), 5178 nucleotides long. It is a transcript of the gene RPH3AL, whose product is annotated as rabphilin 3A like (without C2 domains). Gene Ontology annotation, cellular component: synapse. The record is from RefSeq and is a predicted model, not a curated record. Gene Ontology annotation, biological process: spontaneous neurotransmitter secretion; intracellular protein transport; regulation of calcium ion-dependent exocytosis. Gene Ontology annotation, molecular function: small GTPase binding. NCBI's taxonomy places the organism in Eukaryota, Metazoa, Chordata, Aves, Galliformes, Phasianidae.
CGGAGGGUCGGGGAAUGGGCGAGAGGUGCGGGGUGGAAGGCAGCGCUCCCCGCGAGGCGCUGGGCUUCGGGGACGGCGGUGUGCGGGGCCUGUCCCGGUGCCGCUCCUGCUCCUUUGGGCGCUGCGCUGUGCCCGUCCUGGGGUGUUGGGUCUGUGCGCAUCCCCAGCGCUGGGUCAAAGUCCGCGGUUCCCUCUCGCUCUCCCCGGCAGCGGCCGGGUGUCUCCAGCAGCCGAACCCGGCGGGGAUGUUGUGACCUCGGGGAUGCUCAGGUGGCGUUUCCCCAGCGGCUGGCGGGGCAGUUCCUGGUUCGUGCGGGGUCAGCGCUGGGAUGGCACGCGGUUCCUUGGCUCUGCCUUCACUGUCUGCGUCCAGUUCUUUCUAAGAAACUCGAGGCUGGAGCUGCGGGUUCUGCCCGGGCCUCCCGUGCUGGGCUGAGUGUAUCAGCAUAGAGAAAUUAGUUUCUCUAAUUGGCCGUUUAGAUGCUAAUUUGCUUCUCGGAGCCCUGUGCCAGGUCAGCCUGCUCCAGGACGUGACUCAAAUUGCUGAGCAGCGUGAAUUAUGCACCCGGCAGAGCCGAGGCUGGAUGGGUACGGACCCACCUUGGCAGGAGCGGUGCUGGCUGCCCUCCCCUGCACUGCUGGCUUCAGGGUAAGCAGAUCUGCUUGGACAGAGCCUGCUUCUUUGUGGCUCACCAUAUAUCAAGCAGCCACUUUAAUGGGCGCCUCUCAUUAAUACAGGCACGUUGGUACCGUGUGCUGCUUUUCCUGUAGAGCUGAUUUUAUCUUCCCCCUCCCAGGACUGGCAUGGACCCGUAGGGCGUUUUGCUUUGUAAUGUCUUUAAUAAGCACCGUCUUAAUGCAGUUGGGCUUCUGCCAUUGCUGCUGUGCCUGGGGAGCAGCUGUGGGGCAUGGGAACCUUCUGUUUUAUUCCCUGUUUGGAGGUGUCCCAGAGCCGUGGGGGGGGGCUGGACUUGAGGGUCUGAGAGUUGUUUUCCAGCCUUAAUGAUUCCAUGGUUCUGUGACUAUGAGCAGCAAAGCCCCUGAUUGAGGCUGGUGUUUGGGCAUAGUCACACCACUUGUUGCCUUCAUGCAGCCUCAUGGCCAACCAAGGAGCCUUCCUGCACCAAUGGAGCCCGGCCCGAUGCCCUUAUCUCCCUCAUUUCUCCUCUGUCAUAGCAACGGGAGCGAGCACUCACUCAGUUGCUAAGGUUAUGGGGAUAAUGGGGUCUGGUGCCGGAGCAGAGAGUAAUUACAGCAUGUCUCUGAGGGAGUGGCUGGAAGGGACACGGGGCUGGGAUGGCACCGAUGUGUGUGAUGGUCCUGGGGGAAGCCAUGAGCUCGGAGCAGGAGAGGUAAUGAAUGUAGAUGGGAUGUGGGAGCUCAGCUCUGUGUGACUGCUUCGUUUUGGUUUCAUUUUAAAGUAUUUAAAAGAAAGAAAAAUAAUUGCCUAAUUAAUUUCCUAUAAAAACAAAUUAAAACAGAUUGGGAGCUGCUUAGCUGAAAUAACCAGGCUGUGAAAGCUGGCUGGGGAGCUGCUGAUGGGUCUGUGGAGGGUGUUGCGGUGUUUGCAGGGCUGUGAGUUCAUGCUUGUGGGCACCUGCGGGCAGCUCAAUGUCAGCAAAACCUUUCAGCUUUAGCCGUGAUGUAGCCACCGUUUGAGGUGGAGGAUGGAGCAUCCCCAGGGCUGCCCAGCAGGAAGGGACCCCAGCACAGCCCUGCUGCUUCCCCUCUGCUCUCCAUUGGAGCUGCAGAGCAGUGUGGUUCUACAUCCCCACCUGAUGCUGCCAGCUCACUGCUGAGCACAGCCAGGUGCACGCAGCUUUAAUGAGGAUUUGUUCCGCCUGAUUUCUUCCAUCAUAGGGAAAGGAGCAAACAGGUGGAGGGCUGUUCAGCAGGUCAGAGGAUGAUGGGAAGGAAAGGACUCCCUUGCAGGCUGUGGAGAUGACUCCCCAGCCCAGCUUGGUUCUGCUAUCGGUGUUUCUGAUUAGGCUGAUUGUGCUGCACUCUGUGUCCUGGAUGGAGAUAAGAGGGAGGAUGCUCUGUGCUGUCCCCAUUCUGGUAUCAUCAGCCCUUUGGCUGUGUGUGUUCCUUUCUUUCCAGCCCUGUUACUGUUCCUGUUCCCACCCAGCAGAGCCUGCAGUACUACAACGUUCUCAUUUCCUCCACUGAUACACUUGCAUCCAACUGGGCAUCUUGCAGAAGCAAAGUGCAGAGCCAUCUGCAACAUUUUGACUUGCCUUCAGCCCCGCUGGAGCAGAUAAAGCUCUGCAGAGCAGGGUGGGAUGCAUUCAGCUGUUUCCCACCCUGUCUGUGCAGCUGCUGGCAAAGCAAAGUGCCCAUCCUGGGGCUGACUGAUGGGCACCCGCAGGUGCUGGGCACUGUGGUGCAUGGGCUGUGCUUUGCUCCACAUGUGCCUGAGCAGGAGGGCAGGUUGGGCUGGAGCAGCUCAGCUCCUGAUGGAGCUAUGGGUGUCCCUGCACCUUACAGUGAGUUGGACCAGAGGGCCUUAAAAGUCCCUUCCUACAGUGCUGUGAUCUAGGGCUGACCCUUCAGGAUGGGCUGCAGGUCAGCGCUCUGUGCCGGGGCUGAUUGCAGCGUAGGGCUGGAUCGAUCUGCACGAGCUGCUGCUGCUAUAAAAGGGCCAAGGCUGUGUGUGCUGCGGGGCUCUGUGCCUGGCACGGCAGCUCGGUGUCAGCAGCAGGCGUGGGUGCAGGCGCAGAGCCACAGUGCUGGGUGUGCCAUGGCCGACACCAUUUUUGGCAGUGGGACGGGUCCCUGGGUGUGCCCCAAUGACCGGCAGCUGGCUCUGCGUGCCAAGCUCCAGACAGGCUGGUCGGUGCACACGUUCCAGACAGAGAAGCAGAGGAAGAUGCAGGCUCUGAGCCCACAGGAGCUUGAGGUCAUUCUGGAAGUCAUCCGCAAGGCAGAGAAGCUGGACGUUGUGGAGCAGCAGCGCAUUGGGCGCCUGGUGGAACGGCUGGAGAACAUGAGGAAGAAUGCGAUGGGGAACGGCCUGUCGCAGUGCUUGCUGUGCAGUGAGCUGCUCGGGCUGCUGGGGAGCACAUCAGUUUUCUGCCAGGAUUGCAAAAAGAAAGUUUGCACCAAAUGUGGCAUCGAAACCUUUGGAGCCCAGAAACGUCCCCUUUGGCUGUGCAAGAUCUGCAGUGAACAGAGAGAGGUCUGGAAGAGGUCCGGUGCGUGGUUCUACAAAGGGCUGCCCAAGUACAUCACACCUCUGAAGAGCAGCAGCAGAGCUGGUGAGGUGCCCUCGCAGCCCUGGCAGAGCGAGGGUGCUGUGCUGGAGGCAGGGAGUGUGGGGACGGGCCGCUCCUUCACCUGGGCCAGGGGCAAAGUGGUUUCUAGCGACAGCGACUCAGAGCUCAGCUCUUCCAGCCAGGAGGACAGACCUUCAUCUGCAGGGUCAAAAGACUCUCCAGGAGGAAAGCAGCAAGCAGGACAGGUGCUCUCCAGGGAGCCCGGCUCUCCCAUGAGGGUGUCUGGGAGCCGCAGCAGUGCAGGCAGCGAGCAGGGAGAGAGCUGCCAUAGUGACCAGGCAGCAGAUGAGCAUGACAGCAGCGGCAGCAGAGCCCCAGGCAAAUGGCGCACCCACACCAGAACACGGUGCUGAUGGAGGUGAAGAUGGAGCUGAGCUGCCUGAACCCAACACUUGCCCCCUCCUGUAGGCCUCACUAUGGACAUUGCCCGGUGCCAAUGAGGACUGUGAUGAAGCCACCUCUGCCCAAGCACCAGCAACACAACAGCACACAUCUGCCUGUCCUCCCUGCCCCAAUGCCCUGCCUCCUGUUUUGGCAUGGUGAAGCAGCUUCAUCACACCCUGCACUGUAGGCAAUGCAGCAGGACCAGGAGCAGAACACACGCUGCAGCUCUGGGUGGGAGAACACCCCCCCUACACACACACACACACCCACAGCUGGCUGCCCAAAUCAGCUAAAAGCUUUUCAAUUACUUUACCUCUUUAAGCUCUGCAGAUUCUCCUCCCACGUGCGCACCUUGUAAUCUCCUGCACAAACAGGGGCCUGUGUUGUACCUUUUUCCUGGAAGUCUCGAGCAUCUGGCUGUAGUGGUGGUGUCAAGAUGAGUCAGGCUGAGAGCUCUGCCCCAGUCCUGCUGCUUUCCUGGGAUGGACAAUCCCCCUCUAAGACCUGGCUGAUGAGAAGAAUCAAAUUACCCGACAUUUCCAGAGCAAUUAGAUCCUUAAAGGCUUGAACAAAAGCUCACUCGAAGCAAGUAGGAGUCUGUGCAUUUUGAUGAAAUGCUUUAGAUCUGACCUGUGUUUUGCUGAAGAAAUGAAGGAUUCCAAAAAGUUCCCUCUUCAGUCGUGGAUUUAAAAGCAAUUCGUGCCUGUUAAUGUCAGCCUGUUCCCUUGGUUAUUACUCUUUUGUUCAGUACUCUUUUGCUGCUGGGCUCUCCGUGUGCAUGUAGUAUAUGCUCUUACAAAUGGCUGCAGUAUGAAGAUAAAUGAGAUCGGGUGCUGGAAUACUCUAACAGGAGAUUGGAAAUCAAUCCUUGACUUUCUUUCUAAACAAACCUGGUCCAGCAGAGCACUGUUCCCCUACUGCUUUUCCAGCUAACGCUUCUGGGAAACACCUUCCAACUAUUCCUCCGUGAUGCUUCUGCCCUUUGGUAAAUGAAGGUGAAGCCUUUGGGUGACAUAGAUUGCAGGAAGAGAAAUGUCUGGACAUGGAUUUCACAGCUUUGGUAUUGAAGAGAGCAAGGGAUGAGCUUGUUCUCCACUGAGGAAUGCUCCCAGUGAUGUGGUUGUUAAACCUGGUCAUCAAGACCAUUCUGCCAUCUAUAGGAAGAUUCCUCGUGGGUUAAGGGAAGGAUCCAGCCCAGGAGAACAUGACCUGGUCCCAUCCCAAUGGGACUGAUGCACACACUCAGCAGCGUGCAUAUCAUUUCUAUUUUAAACAUCUCCUUCCCUUUUGUUGCAGCUCUCUCUAUUAUUCUGUAAUUCUGGUUGGAAUAUUGUCCUAAAGUUGCACCAGUUGAUGUCUUUUCACUUGGCUCAAGGGAGGCAAGAAGGGCUCAGCACAUGGUGCUCAGUCUACUCCAGUUGUUUGUGUUGCUUUUAUUGUUUUGUUGUUCUCAUCUCCCUCCCUUAUAACCUUUAUGUAGUGUUUUACUACUGGAAACAAUAAAGCUUUAGCUCUGGAA